AUUUGUACAGGCUAAGCGCGUCUUUGCGUUAUCUUUUUACACCUCUGCCGAUUUAAAUAAUGUAAUUACCAACAAGGUGCUUAGGCUUUGCAACAUUCAUCAUCUGGCUUGGCAUUAAGAUCGACACCAACAAAUUAAUAAGAAUGCUCUUGAUGUGGAAAUUGGCUAAAAUUCAGUUUGUUUUCGUGAUUUUGUGCGGAAUAUGGGUUGGAACAACACGGAGUGAAACCAGAUACUUGUCCAUGCCGGGACACGUAAGAGUGAAGAGAAAUACCACGUCAACAUGUCCCCCAUUUGAGCCUCCUUUAGACGAUUUAACCCAAGAAGAUUUCAUUUCCAAGUUAACACACAGCUGCCGAUACGAUCAUCUUUCCAGACCAUCCAGCAGUCUGCCUCUUCAAGUCACGUUCCAAAUUGAUGUCAAACAUAUUGAAAGUGUGGACAAUACUCAAUUUAAGACUCACUUGUUUGUUCAAAUGCACUUCAGAGAUGAACGGCUCAAUUUUGUAGAUUUAUCACCUAAUAGAGGAAAUGUGGUAGGCCAGGAAACGCUGAAGGACAAAAUAUGGGUUCCUCAUAUUUUUGUUAGAAAUGAAAAGUCUUCUAGUUUGAUGGGCUUGGAUCGAAAAGACGUCUUUAUUCAAAUUACUCCGUCUGGGGACGUAUCGUAUUCCUACAGAAUGACUACCACAUUUUACUGUUCGAUGAAUUUGAGAAAAUUUCCAUUCGAUCACCAAACUUGCCAGUUGAUUUGGUCCAGCUGGGCCUAUAAUGAAUCAAGUCUCGAGCUACAAUGGUCCAGAACUGAGCCUUAUAUAGUGUCAGAAACUUUACAACUGACAGAGUUUUCGUUGGUUGGCAUAUCUGUGGAUUAUGCAAAGUCGUCUAUAAGCAAUGCUUCUAGUAGCGGAUGGAAGGAAGCUUAUAGUACGUUGGUUUUCACACUACAAUUGAAAAGGGAAGCUGGGUAUUACAUUUUAGAAUACUUCUUACCUUCCAUAUUUUUGGUAGCCAUGUCAUGGGUUUCCUUCUGGAUACAAGCUGAUGCUGCGCCUGCCCGAACAGUCUUAGGUACAUCGACUAUGCUCUCAUUUAUUACCCUCAAUGGAAACUUGAUGAAGAACCUGCCUAAAGUAUCUUAUGUGAAAGCCAGCGAGAUUUGGUUUUUUGGAGGCGCCGCAUUUAUAUUUUGUUCGCUGGCAGAGUUUGCUUUUGUUAACGUAAUUUGGAGGCGCAAAAAAAAGUUGGAGCUUGCCAAACAUAGCAGCAAAUACAUUAUUAAAGGCGCCCUAUCUCCAAGACUGGCAAGGAAGGAUUUGAGGAAAUCAGAGUCAUUCUCUAGCUUCGACUCAAAACACACUGGAACAUAUCUCACUGUUCAUGGUUCAUCAAAUUCCUUGAACGUGCCAACAAUUAAUAUGCCAGUUAACGGAGAAAACAAAGCUCCAGAUUCGAGCCCUCCAACUCCCACUCAAGAGCAACAAACUUGGGCGGAAAUGACUCCUCAUGAAGUCGCAAUCUGGAUCGAUCGUAAAGCUAGAAUUGUCUUUCCGAUUAUGUUUGCAAUCUACAAUUUGUUCUACUGGGGAUAUGUCUACCUAUUGUAAUAGAGAAUAUUUUAUUGCCGCGUAAAGCCAUCAAAAAGUCUCGAAAAGCACUUUUCAUGUAUUAGGGAAUAAUAACACAUUUUUUCAAUAUUUGCUUGACGCAUAACCUUACUGAAAUAAUAAAUUCGUUCAAGAGAAUUGCUAUUUUGGGGCUAGUAAAGAGAUUGAAAACAACUCAAAAUUGUAAACAAAAAACACUUUUCUGCCGCCAUCACCAUUCAGACGAGGAAACUAUCCGAUUUCAAAUAUUUUUGAGUAAUGUAAUACUGUAAGGUUUCUUCUGAAUUAGUCAAUUACUAUUCGCUUUUAUACUUUAACAUGCUUCUAAAACAAAAUCUUUAGAAGAAGUUCUUGUAUUUAUUAAUCGUUUCUACUCUUUCGUUUAUCAAAGCUAUUUUCGACAAAAAAAGUGGAAAUGAAUGUUUUAAUUGAAUUGCUGCACAGUCUUCUAACCCAGAUAAAAUAUGCUUCUUAACCUACUCUAGACUGUAUCUUAUUAUAAAUAUACUCUGUUUUCCACAGAUGCUUCUCUGCACUGUAAUUUUUUAAAACUACUAACGAUGUUAACAUUUUUGUCGUAAUAUUCAAUACGAGCAAAUAUGCAAAUAUAUUAUUCUAGAUCUGGUUUCGUUGAGAGAUAAGCAGAUUAUAUCAAGGUACUAACUGAACAAAAAAUGAUUAUUUCCUUAAUUUAUUAUUCUGCUGUUAGUAAAUACAACGCUAAGCCUUCUUUACAAUUUUUCGAGACUAUACUUCAAAUCACCUUAUCUAACACAGCAUCUUCAUAACUUUUUAAAUCUCCCUCUCUAUAAAUCUUUUAGAACAAAUAGCGGAUAUCAUCAGUUGAAUGCUAAAGUUCUAUAUAAAGUCAACUUAGUAAAUUUCGGAAUAGUUAAAUUUGAUUAGAAUCAUUUCAACAAAGGUAAAAUUGAACUGUUUUAUGUACAUACAAGAAAUAUGAUAGAUGAUCUGAUAAAAUAGUAUGGCAUUAUUUUAGAUUAGAACAUUAUGUGAUAUAUUCUAAGCAACUUUGUACAUAUUUAUUUACUGUUCUUAUCUUAGCCCGGAAACUUUUAUAUUUCUCACAAUUAAUUAUGGAUGCUCUAUUGAGCUUGUUGAUAAUAAACAGAUUUGAAUAACC
Dendroctonus ponderosae (mountain pine beetle) is the source of this 2748-nucleotide messenger RNA. RefSeq names its product pH-sensitive chloride channel 2. Gene Ontology annotation, cellular component: neuron projection; membrane; synapse. The coding region runs from base 144 to 1607 and encodes 487 amino acids. The record is from RefSeq and is a predicted model, not a curated record. The transcript has 9 exons. Gene Ontology annotation, molecular function: extracellular ligand-gated monoatomic ion channel activity; transmembrane signaling receptor activity; neurotransmitter receptor activity. Lineage: Eukaryota; Metazoa; Arthropoda; Insecta; Coleoptera; Curculionidae. Gene Ontology annotation, biological process: chemical synaptic transmission; chloride transmembrane transport; regulation of membrane potential.